Molecule: messenger RNA, 1155 nt
Organism: Aphanomyces astaci
Lineage: Eukaryota; Oomycota; Saprolegniomycetes; Saprolegniales; Verrucalvaceae
Exons: 1
Coding region: 276-884 (202 amino acids)
Source: RefSeq, a predicted model, not a curated record
AUGGUACAAGGCAUCCAUGUACUUACAUGUGAAGUUUAUCCAUCGGCGGUGGAUUGGGAUGGAUGGCAUAAUACCUUUGGACGGCAUCAUCGAUGAGAUGGCACACGUUUGACACAACGGCGAUCUUUGCCGACGGCGACCGUCGAUGCGGUAGUUCCGCCAUCUUGGCAAUCGCGGCCGCGUAGGGAAGUGUUUCUUGUGCAGGCAUAUCGAGGCGGUAGAUCAAAGGCACGUUGACGGACGCGGCAACACACGUGGACUUCCGUAAGCUUGACAUGAUGGAUGUGAGGGAGGCGUCGGCGACGGUGCAGUACGCUACAAACACACCAUGUAGCGUUGGCUGCAGAUGCACAAAGAGCGCGUCUUCUACUACUUGUUGGACGCAUGGAAUCACCGAGGGGGUUGCAAGGAAGGGGUAUUUGAACUGGAUGACUUGCACGAGCAAAUUGCUGAACUCGAUGACGUCGGCGGCGGCCUGCGCGGUGAUGUCCGCAUCCUUCGUGUACGUGUGCAUGUGUUGCUGGUACAGUGCAUGGAAUACUUGUGCGAAUUCCAGGACGACCGUGCCUAAAGAAUGCUUGAUCGGUCUCGUGAGGGAAUUCGUGGUCGUUGCACUGCGGAAUAUGGCGCGAAAGUGCGCGUCGAUGGUUGCGGCAGGCGAGGCGCCCAUCAUCGCGCGGGUGGUGAAAUCAUCGUCUACAAGCUGCGCCAAUGCUUGCUUCUCGACGGGGGGGAGAUCGACAAAUAGCUCGGCAAACACGCUGUGGGGACGAGAGAUGGAGGAGGUCGACGAUAUCGUCCGCGGACGCCGCGACGACGGUCGCGCCGACGCCGCGUCCACGACACGUGCGACAAGCGCCGAGCGAACAUCCAAAGUGGAUUGAGUGUGAAUGGAUGGACGAUCCGCUAGGUUGCGCAAGGCUUGGAACGCAUGCAGGCUCUCUUGUCGCUUGCUCUUGUCAAUUUCGUUAUGGGAUGGGACUGACAUGGCCCGACGGCGGGGGAAGGAGGAGUUGUCGCCUAGGUAACUGGAAGCAUUCUUGGGCGAGUCCAUGAGCUCCUCUUCGAGGUCCGAGAAGCUGUCGUCAAGGUAGUCGACCGACAGCGGCGUGUCGGUGUCCGGAUGAAAGACCAUCUUCGUAACUCAAGUGAAAC